Messenger RNA from Sabethes cyaneus, 1573 nucleotides. RefSeq names its product tRNA (adenine(58)-N(1))-methyltransferase non-catalytic subunit TRM6 (gene Trmt6). The record is from RefSeq and is a predicted model, not a curated record. The transcript has 2 exons. Bases 209 to 1519 code for a protein of 436 amino acids. Gene Ontology annotation, cellular component: tRNA (m1A) methyltransferase complex; nucleus. Gene Ontology annotation, biological process: tRNA methylation. NCBI's taxonomy places the organism in Eukaryota, Metazoa, Arthropoda, Insecta, Diptera, Culicidae.
CCUCGUUUUGCUGCUUUUGCUGCUUACCAUCAGCCAGCCUGAGUUGAGAUUGAGAUUCCAAGUCCAACUAGCCACCUCUCCAACUAACUUGGCGUUUGGUUUUUCACGUGGAUGUCGGAUCGGUCGGUUGUUUUCGUUAACACGCUUUUAAAGUUAUACGGCUCUAUCCGUUCCAAAGCUAACAAGGUUAUCACAUUAUCGGAAGACGAUGGCAGCAGACACGAUUAAUGUUGGUGAUUAUUUGGUGAUAAAACGUCAAAAGUAUACAAAACUUCAGAAGUUUUCAAAUUUGGAAACUAUUGUGCAUCUAGGGAAAGAUCAGAUCGAACUUCGCGGUGCCGAGAACCAUCUUUACCAUUCAACGUUUCAGCUGAUCCCGAAGGAGGGGCGAAAUAAACGCUACUAUACGUUGGAGCCGGUUGCAACGGCUUCAGAGAUACGAAACUUGAAACAGUUACUCAUAAAGGAAAGUGGGACGGAUAAUCGAAAUAUUGUGGAUGAUCGUAGUACGCAGAAUUUGACAACGGAGGAGAUCUUGAAGCUGAGAGAGGAAUGUGAAUCGUCUUCGGAAGUCAUCGGAAAAUUGGUGGAAAAUUCGAAAAGUUUUGCAGCAAAGACGGAAUACUCGCAAGAGAAAUAUUUGAAACGAAAAGAGAAAAAAUACUUCGAGUAUGUUCAAAUCAAACGCCCCACUAUUAGGUUGAUAUCGGAUAUUUACUGGCGUUUAGAUGCAGAUAAAAUACUAGGUGUUAGAUUUGACACAUUGUCGCAGAUCAUUUCGUACAGCGGAGUUUGCGGAGUAGGAAACUUUUUGUUGUACGAGUCUGGCACCAACGGUUUGUUACCCGCGGCAUUUUUAAAUUCGAUUGGAGCGAACACUGAAGCGAAGCUCGUUCAUUUGCAUCCGGGAAAUGUAGCUCAAAAGCAAGCAGUAUUGGCAAUGGGAUUUCCUCUGGAGCAGUUAAAUCGAUGCAUUUCGGCUAAUAUUUACUCUAUUCUUAGACACUAUUACCAGGAAGAAAAUAAGGAUGGCGUGCAAUUAGUUUCCACGGAGGAGUCGGAAAUGCAGUCAGUAGAAAAUGGUAGUAAAGAUAAUUCAUUGGCUGAGCUGGGCGAAAAGCGAAAAAAAGAUUCCGUUGAAAAAGUUGGACCAGAAGCAAAACAAUUGAAAUUAGCUGAAGUCACGAAACAGCAGUGGGAAUUAGAUAACGCUGCAGGUUGUGAGUUGAUGAAAGAAAAAUUUGACGCAUUGGUUAUUAUUGCCAAGGAACAUCCAUACAAUAUUAUCAAAUCACUCUUGCCGUUCGUAAAACCCAGUCGGCCACUGGUAGUGUUUUGUUCGUUGAAGGAAAUUCUUCUCGAAUGUUAUACGGAAUUGAAGACUAGUGGUAACGCAACCUACCUAAGAAUUACGUCAAACUGGAUGAGACCUUAUCAAAUUUUACCUAAUCGUACUCAUCCUGAUGUUACGAUGUCUGCCAACAGUGGAUACCUACUUACUGGAUACACUAUUCGGUAGUUUAUAGAUAGGACAUUUUCACCUGAUAGGUGAACUAAAUAAUUAAAUUAAUAA